Molecule: messenger RNA, 903 nt
Organism: Prorocentrum cordatum
Lineage: Eukaryota; Dinophyceae; Prorocentrales; Prorocentraceae
Source: the annotation of a GenBank genome assembly
AGCGUGCCUGGCUCGGUGCCCCGCCACCAAGUCGCGAUCAGGCAAGAGCGCCGGCCCGUCCCCGCCCAGUGCACACCGCAGCGGGUGUCGCCCGGUGCGCAGCAGCCCGCCAGAGCCAGCCAUGCCGCGGUCCGGGCUCCUCCUCACAGCCGCCGCGCUCGCCGGGCGCGCGCACGCGGCGGGCGAGGAGUGCACCGACUCGCAGGCGAGUUCCAAUUGCUGCGCUCCCUGGAAGGUCGCGGAGGGCUGGAGGUUCGACAAUGAUGACGCGUUCCCAGGUGGGCAGUGGACGGCCGAAGGCUCGGCCGCUCGCUGGGAUUACCCCGACGAGGCGUGCGGGGGCCAGGCGACUAAUCUCAAGUCGACAACCGCCACGAUCGACGUGGUCGUGACAGAGGACACCCCUGUCACCUUCUUCGUGACGGGCACCGCGGUGGCCCAGCUCGAGUCCCUGCAGAUCAGCUCAGUCCCUGCAGAUUCGUCCCUGUCAUCUCGGGCGCAACUGUUAAGACUAAGGAUGGCCUAGAUGGGAACAACUGCGCAGUCAAUGCUUGCGUCGAUUGCACUGUCACGCAGAGCUUUCCCCACACCUUGUCGGCGGGUCAGCACACCCUCACGCUGAAAGUUACGAGCAUGGACCAUCUUUUCCACUCGGACGCCUUCUGGCAGGUUGCCGUCGGCGCUGCCAAUGAGGUCUGUCAAGAAUGCAUCUGCGCACAGCGCGCGUUCGCACCACAGGUGGCAGCCUCCGCCGCGCCCUCCUCGGUCGACGAGUGCCCUCUCUCAGAUUCCUGCGGCGAGGGCGGCGCCGCUUUAGGGUGUGAUGGUGUUGGCUCGUGCCGCGAGCUCAUGAGCAGCGCCCUCGCGGCGCUCGCGAAGGGAGAGUCCUCGCCGGCCCAGGAC